Molecule: messenger RNA, 2871 nt
Organism: Ruditapes philippinarum (Manila clam)
Lineage: Eukaryota; Metazoa; Mollusca; Bivalvia; Venerida; Veneridae
Exons: 7
Coding region: 412-2586 (724 amino acids)
Source: RefSeq, a predicted model, not a curated record
GAAGACAGUAUAUUUUUUUGUAAAGAAAAAAAAUAUUUCAAUUAACUUUACUUCGCUUAAUAUGCUAGACCAUUGUAAGAUGUAUGUGCGAGGAUUGACAAGGUUAAGCGUUCUUAUUCAAAUUUUUGAGAUUUCAAUUAUCGCAUUAUUUAUCUAAGGUGCUCAUAUUUUCAGGUAAAUUAAUUUUAAAUUGUUAUGAUAUUGCGAAAAUAUGAUAUGGGACGAGCUUGAUAUUAUGGAUAUUUUGUUUGGCGAAUUUUGAAAUUUUGAAUUAUAAUAAAAUCACGGGAAAAAACGUGUGUUACUUUUAAAAGUAUCGGAGUAAAGAAUACGUAAAAUAAACAUUGUUGUAAUGCGAUAACAAAUGAAGAUGUGGAUAGAACUGCACAUUUUGGAUAUAUUUGAACUUAAAUGAUUCGAAGUAUGACAAACACACACAUUAUUUCGGUCUGGGUUUUGUUCUUCUAUAAAGUUUAUAGUGAGACAUGUAACGAUGAUCCGAACUUUACACGAGACGGAAAGUCAUGUGACAAUCUGGUCCAAUCGUCUACGAGAAAAGAAUGUUACGAACCGGAAGUAGAAUCUGCUUGCUGUCAUUCUUGCACACAAGUUCGUUUAGAUGCUCCAGGUUGUUUAUAUGGAGAUCGUGAGGUGUGUAUAAAGUUUUUGUGUGACCAAUAUACAGAUGCCGAGGUCACGUGCUGUGAGACAUGCGGAACUUUACCUUUGACAUCUACAACUGAUCAACCUGUAACAUCAGUUUCUACAACGUCUACAAAUUCAUCAACCCUUUCCACGACGUCAGUGACUUCUUCAACGUUUAAAAUUACAAGUGAGCUUUUAAGGAGUUCAACACAGCUAGAAAUCAUAUUAUCUAACGGCUUAACAACCGAGCCAAACAUAACAACAACUAGUGCUAAAUUAACUUCUGACAAUACGCCAACCAGUGACAUAACAGCUAGUGUUUUGCCGGACAAUGUUGCAACAACUUCCGCUACAAUUGCACAAGAAACUACAAACGCUGCUUCAACUUCCGGUGUAACAAAUAUUACAAAAACUUCUGAAACAACGACAAGCAGUAAAAUAACAUCCCAACCAUCGGAACUUACCACCCCUCCCAACACAACCAUUGCCGUGACAACGUCUACCAUAUCGUCUACUCCUUUAACAAGUAAAAUGACAACAGCAGCAACAACAACAACAACAACAACAGAACCUUCUGUAGGGACAACUACUAGUGUAACUGCAUCCACGUCAACCACCACAACACGUGCAACAAGUGAGAAACCUACAAGCGGAAAAUCCACAGAAACAAUAACUAACACUGUCAGUCUAGAGACAACGCCUUUAACAACGCCUUUAACGACAAAGUCAUCUACCACAACAGAAACAACAACAAAAAGUAGAAGUACAACUACAGUAACAAAAGAUAUUGAAACAACAGACUCGCAGCCAUCUUCAUCCGUACAAACAUCUGUUGUUGGUGGAGAUCAGUCUAGUACAGCAAUAGCGUCAACAAUUGCAACUGAUACUUCAUCAACUUCCGUUGUGACUGUACCAACUUCCGUUGUGGUGACUGAACCAACUUCCACAUCUGCAAUAGAAACCACUACCUCAUCCCCUACAACUACCUCAAUGUCUACUUCCCCUACAACAGUAUUCGUUACGACCAAUGUCGUCCCAGUUUCUUCCGUAUCCGGUUCCACUAUAUCUACUUCCGGUUUUACAGAUUCAACUUCUAUAUCGACAACAACAAAACUUACUACAACUUCUACUAGUCCUAUUACAACUGAAACUAUAACAACCAAAACAUCCACGACAAGCCCUGAUACAACAGUUUUAACGUCUGCAGACAUGCCUCUAACAAGUUCAACAACUGCAGCCAAAACUUUGAAAACUGUGUCUACUUUAGCUUCAACUACAUCCAGUUCAACUUCUACAUUUUCAACUAAAAUUAUGUCUCCAACAAGCACUGCAAAUCCAGUUACAACAACUUUAUCAUCUUCAAGUGCACUUUCUUCAAUGGCAACAAAGCAAAACACUAAAACACCCCGUAUAACAGUUACAACACCAACACCGGAUGUUGCAACUAAUUCUACAACUACUACAGCUUUUCCAGAAAACGGAAGUGGUGAAACACAUUUGUCACUUAUUAUAUCAUCAACAAUGUCUAGUCUUAUAUUUGCAUUGGUGUUGCUUACUUUAUGUGCCUGGUUGAUGUCGAAUUCGAGGAAGAAACGUCGAGGAUUCCGACGUCGUCGGCGACGACCACCGGAUAUUGAGUCACUGCCGGAAGCUCUCCCGUCGUCCUCCGUCUUGCCUCGUGUCAGAGUUCCGGAAGCUGCGUCAGAAAGGUCGUCUGCUAUUGAACCGUGCAUUAAUCUACGAACAAUGAAUCCAAAUUCUCCGUAUUGGUUUGACGAUACAUCGAGACAGAUUUUUAAGGAAGAAAUUCUUCCAUUUAGAGCCAAUGACUGGAACAGGCCUUACUUUUCAACAAUUGGAUUACGGGCGGCAUAUGGUCGGGCACAUGACUGUUAUCACUCCGCGUUAGGACUCACAUCACACAGAGUAUGGGUCAAAUAAUUUAAAGAAUACUACCUUAAAAGAAGCCAUUUGGUCCCAUGUUCACAAAGAAUGAAGAAUGAGAAUCAGGGUCAGAAUUCACAUAUAAAAUUUUAACUGUUUCAAAUGUUGAUGAUAACGAUAUGCGUUUUAAAUAACAUAUUCAUGUACAAUUGAUAGAUAUUUAGUAGACUUGGAGUAAUAAGAGGCAUCAAAAACAGGGAUAUAAUUGACAAGUUAUAUAUAUACCUAGUGAUAUUUAAUGAAAAAAAUAUUGUUAAGUUUUAAGAAAAUAUACUUUGAAGA